Messenger RNA from Gilbertella persicaria, 1037 nucleotides. RefSeq lists its product as uncharacterized. The record is from RefSeq and is a predicted model, not a curated record. NCBI's taxonomy places the organism in Eukaryota, Fungi, Mucoromycota, Mucoromycetes, Mucorales, Choanephoraceae. The transcript has 2 exons. Bases 39 to 1010 code for a protein of 323 amino acids.
UUACUUUAUCUAAGAAAUAUUCUCCUGGCACUGACCUCAUGAGCAAGUGGAUUCUAGAUGACAAACGCGUAAUAAACAUCAUUGUUACAAAAGUUGUUGGCGAAGCUGCAAGAGACAAGUAUACCACCAAACCAAUAGAAUGGCCAAACUAUACGAAAUCAGAUGCCCUUUACUGCCCAAUCAAGAGAAACGAGCUUGAAGAUCUUCCUCCAAUCUUGAUCGAAGUACAACACACCGCAAAUAUGAACUUCUAUAGAAGACUCAUGAAGUAUUCUUUAUUAGUUUGGGAGCAAUACUCCGUGUUACCAAUCGUGAUAGCUAUCUGUGUUCACUAUACUUCCAAUGAACUUCUUGAAAUGAGUUCUGUUUCUGAACGUAUAUCUUUUAUGAAGGAAUUGCCUUCACAUGGUUGGGCCAGGUCUUGCCUUUUGAUUAACAAAAAAUCAAUCCUGAACUUCGAAGAUGAAACCCCUUUGGAACCAAUUGUUGCUCUUGCUCAUUUCUUUGUUGAACAAAAGACUUCUUUGCUUCAUAUCAAAAGACAUGAUGAUGCUACUGUUCAAUUUCUUUACAGUAUUACUAAACGUAUAUUUGAAGGUGAACUCGCUGCUGAUAAAAACAAAAAUGAUGCUUUGGAAGAAGUUUGCGAUGAAUCGUAUAACCAAUUAACUAUGGCCAAGAGGUUAUUAGCUGAAGAUGUUUCUGAUGACGCCGCUCGCAAACGUACUAUCGAUUGCCUUGAUAACGGUAUUAAAUUUAUAAAUGAUUUCAAAAAGAAACACAAGCUCGGCCCUUAUUCUUCUGACGCGACAAACGAACCUACUGCUAGUUCAGUUGUUCAUGUUCAGAAAAUAAAUCCUGAUUGGCAAUUUGUUGACUCUUACCGCGAAGAAAAAGGUAAAGAUAUGGACUGGAGCAAAUGCUUCGAACUUGCAAAAGAAAAAGGACUAUUUAAAAAGUACACCAAGAUGGAUAGCGCAAAAGCAGCUUACUUUCGUGCCAAAAAAUGAAUAAAAAAUAUUUGUUUUUGCUAUCAU